Sesamum indicum (sesame) is the source of this 1100-nucleotide messenger RNA. RefSeq lists its product as uncharacterized. Lineage: Eukaryota; Viridiplantae; Streptophyta; Magnoliopsida; Lamiales; Pedaliaceae. Gene Ontology annotation, molecular function: ubiquitin protein ligase activity. Gene Ontology annotation, cellular component: cytoplasm. The record is from RefSeq and is a predicted model, not a curated record. Gene Ontology annotation, biological process: protein ubiquitination.
CUCCCUACGAAAGUUAAUGGCAGUAAAAUAAAAUAGAACGUAAAAUGAAGUGUAGCGUUGGACCAAAUCAAAAUCCAAAGCAAUCCUCGUACCAGUGAACUCGGAACACACAACAGAAAGAUCCCGCCACCGCCCGCCGCGCGCCAUGUCAUCCUCCCCACCGAUCAUCACCGCGGCCCGCCUAUUCCACCACCCCUCAUACUGGUGCCAUUUCUGCGACACCAGCAUCAGCCUCCCACCCUCCCCCUCCCCCGCCAUCCUACUCUGCCCCAACUGCCGCCGUGACUCUCUCGAACAGAUGGAAUUGGAGGACUCUCUCUCCCCACAAAACUCGCGCUCCAUGGAUCCCACUCCUGCCGCCACCCCGACGUCAGAAGACACCGUCAUCAGUGGCCACUACCUUCACCGCCUCAUCGACAGCGUCACCACCACCUCCACCGCCAACGCAGCCCCAAGGUCCGCCAUAGACUCUCUACAAGAGAUCACCAUCACCAGCGAUAGCGACCCCGAUAUGCUCUGCCCAGUGUGUAAGGACCCGUUUCUCCUAAACUCCACAGAGAAAAUGAUGCCGUGUAAACACACUUAUCAUUCAGAUUGCAUCAUUCCAUGGCUAAAGAUAAAUAAUUCCUGCCCCGUGUGCCGGUUUAAGUUGCCGGCGGGGGAGGAGGGUAAGGCGGAGAGUGGGGUGCGAUUUGCGAGGCUUCAAGAUUGGUUCGGAGUUGAUGAGGAGCUUGGUGAUUUUGGGACUCUAGGUUACAUUUCAAGGAGGCGUCAACGGAGUGAUGGGGGGAGAAUUGGGGGUGCGAGCCAUGGGAGUUUGCUUUCGCCACUGCAAAUUUGGGAGGUGGAGAGAGGGAACCGUGACGAUGACGCAUUUGCUAUGGUCUAAACUUCCAGUGGGAUGUUUGUCCGAUUUUGUUCCGUUUGAGCAGAAAUUAGAGGUAAUGUAUAUAUCUUGGGAGGCUCUUGUUUCUUGUUCUUUGCCAACUUAUGUCAAAUAACGAGCUGCGAGUCUUGGCUUCUUAAUGUAAGCACAAACCAUAACCAGCUUGUAAUGCAAACUUUGUGCUUUCAGCUAUAAAACUUAUCCUUUCUUGUUA